Molecule: messenger RNA, 4766 nt
Organism: Trematomus bernacchii (emerald rockcod)
Lineage: Eukaryota; Metazoa; Chordata; Actinopteri; Perciformes; Nototheniidae
Gene: asic1b
Product: acid-sensing (proton-gated) ion channel 1b
Exons: 11
Coding region: 880-2448 (522 amino acids)
Biological process (GO): sodium ion transmembrane transport
Cellular component (GO): membrane
Source: RefSeq, a predicted model, not a curated record
CUCCCAGAUACACAUUUUCCCCCUCAGAACACUUUUAUUCAAGGAUAAACCAGCUGGAAUCCGAAGAAACCAGAGUAGGCUAAUUAUCCCUGCAUUGUUGUGGAGGCAGCUCGGAGGAGGGGAUGGAUGCGAGGAGCAGAGGCGGCUUUCUGACGGACCCUGCUCCUAUGUGAUGCAGCUGUUUAUGCUGGAUGUGAAAAAAAACCGGACACCCUGACGACUGCUCUUAAAACGCUAACGGGCGAGAAAUCAGCGGCUAUUUGUUAUUCUGCACGUGUUGGGAUUGCAUAUGAAGAGCUGGGAAAGCCAUGUAGCCAGUGCCGUGCACACAGAGGGAGAGAAUACACCGCCGCUUUGAUUUUCUUAUUCACAUUUUCCUCGCUAGGGUGAUUCCACCGUUUGUUUUCUUCCUCCUAAACAGUUUUUUAUUUUGCUACAGACCUGCCCAGUGGGUUUUUGAGUUUUCAGCGUGGAAAUCAAAUACCAACUCGGUAAUAUCACAGAAGUGUGCGAGGAGAGAGGACAGCAUUGGCAUCUAUCCAUGCGCGCUCCACACCGGGCUAUUUAUUAUGGAACUGUGACCCCAGUCGAGGUACCUACUACACGCGUUUUUCUACAUCUACACUUUCUCUAAGGAUUUUCACCACGUAAGAACGGAGUAUUUUGAGGGUAUCUUGGGUAAAAUGCUCGGCUGUUUUGCCGGCUGUCAGUGACGCAACAUCUCAAACAGACUGCAUGAGAAAUACAUGCGUAGAAGGGCGUGAACUUACAGACACUAACCUCCUUUCCCGUUUAUAAAGCAUCUGCUUAUCUAUAAAGCCAGUUUCCUCCGUGUGCAAUCCUAUACCCUUCAUUCAUCCCAACUCAUCCCGGGGCACUAUGGAUCUCAAAGCGGACUCUGAGGACAUGGACUACAAGCGGCCGGCUCCCAUUGAAGUUUUCGCCAGCAGGUCCACGCUGCAUGGCAUCUCGCACAUGUUCACUUAUGAGCGGAUGUGUAUCAAGCGCACCCUGUGGAUUUUGUUUUUCCUGAGCUCCGUGGGUGUGCUGGUGAUGGUGUGCGUGGACCGGGUGCAGUUGUACUUCCAGUACCCUCACGUCACCAAGCUGGACGAGGUUUCGGCUCCGAUGAUGGUGUUCCCCUCUGUCACCUUCUGCAACCUCAACUCCUUCCGCUUCAGCAUGGUGACGCGCAACGACCUGUACCAUGCUGGGGAGUUCCUUGCCUUGCUCAACGGCAGGUAUGAGAUCCGGGACACACACAUGGUGGAGGAACAUGUCAUGCAGAUCCUGAAGGAGAGGGCCAACUUUGACAACUAUAAGCCCCGCCCCUUCAACAUGCGUGAAUUCUACGACCGGACGGGCCACGACAUAAAGGAGAUGCUGCUCUCCUGCUCCUACCGAGGCGGCGAGUGCAGUGCCGACAACUUCAAAGUGAUAUUCACUCGCUAUGGGAAGUGCUACACCUUUAAUUCAGGCCAAGAUGGACGACCCCUCAUGGUGACGAUGAAGGGUGGGAUGGGUAACGGCCUGGAACUGAUGUUGGAUAUCCAGCAGGAUGAAUACUUGCCUGUAUGGGGAGAGACUGACGAGACGUCGUUUGAAGCGGGGAUCAAGGUUCAGAUCCACACACAGGACGAGCCUCCGUUUAUAGACCAGCUGGGCUUCGGAGUGGCGCCGGGCUUUCAGACGUUUGUGUCCUGCCAGGAACAACGGCUGACGUACCUGCCUCCACCUUGGGGGGACUGCAAGGCCUCGGCGAUGGACUCAGACUUCUUCAACACUUACAGCAUCACAGCCUGCCGGAUCGACUGCGAGACACGAUACCUGGUGGAGAACUGCAACUGCAGGAUGGUCCACAUGCCUGGAGAUGCCCCGUACUGCACCCCGGAGCAGUACAAGGACUGUGCAGAUCCUGCCUUGGACUUUCUUGUCGAGAGAGACAAUGACUACUGUGUGUGCGAGACGCCGUGCAACAUGACGCGCUUCGGUAAAGAGAUGUCCUUUGUCAAGAUACCCAGCAAAGCAUCAGCAAAGUACCUCGCCAAGAAAUUCAACAAGACAGAGCAGUACAUAUCUGAUAACCUUCUGGUCCUGGAUAUCUAUUUUGAAGCGCUGAACUACGAAACCAUCGAACAAAAGAAAGCCUACGAAUUGGCAGGCCUUCUGGGUGAUAUCGGAGGUCAGAUGGGUCUCUUCAUCGGAGCCAGCCUCCUCACUAUUCUGGAACUCUUUGACUAUCUAUAUGAGGUGAUCAAAUACAAGCUGUGCCGAUGCGUGAAGAAGAAACACAAAGGCCGCAACAACAACGACCGGGGAGCUGUGCUGAGCCUGGACGAUGUGAAACACCAUGCUCCUUGCGAGAACCUGCGUACACCAUCAACAUAUCCUGGCAACAUGCUACCCCAUCACCCGGGCCAAGCAAACUUUGAAGACUUCACUUGCUGAGCAGACCCCGGGGGGAAGCAUCCAAGUGCGUGUUAUGCAACCAAAGCCAACCAUACAAGAAGAACUAUCCAGCACGGGGGGGGAGUGUGAGGAACUGAUACAAAGUCUAACAGAGGCACUUUUUACAUAGAUACGGAGUUAAGCGGACAAAUCAAACACGACAAAGAACUGUCACCCAAGGCCGAGCGGAGAGGAUAUCCCAAAAAUAAAAAAUAUCUGUCAAUUUUCCGGAGAACAUUUCAUGCAGCACUCUUCUAUCUCUUGUGUAUCUCUGGAAUACUGCCGCAGAGGAUGUGGAGGAACCUUGCCAACACGGACCUCUCUAUCUCUUUCAAAAGACAACAAAAUUAAAUGUAAAAAUAAACAUGUACAGCUAUCUCACCAUAGACAGCAGAUCAUAAAAAAGACCCCCCAUGCCUUUAUAUAACACACGAUGGUUUCACACGACACCGGCCUGCUAGUGAGACUCAUCCUGCUUACUCCACUUUACAUGUAGCAACAUAAUGUACCUGUUGCAGCGCUCCGUAAAACAUCAGCUGGACUCUGUGUAGUUGAGAAUGUAUUUAUGUUCAUGAUGGGUGUAGUUGGGUGUGCAGGGAAGUUUUUCGGGGGGCUUGUGUUAGACAUAGAGGUGCAUUAUCAACCAUUUAAAAUGUACUGGUGAUGAUUUCAGGUCUCAUCAUGUAAAUGCAUGCUUGUAUUUGUCCAAUGCAUGUUUUUCAUUUCAUCUAUCAUUUUUCUUUUUUUUUUACAUAUAUAUAUAUAAAUGAUAUAAGUACCAAGUUUGCCUCAAUGAUAUACAGGAAAAGGAAGAUGAUACAUCCCAUAUAUAUUUCUGUGUGUGUGUGUGUGUACCCAGUCAGCCUGUGUCUGCUGACUGAAUGAAUGAGCUGCACCUAAUUUGAUUUCUCAUCUGUUAUUUCAUUUUCACGCGUGCCCUUUGAGUCGAGGAGUUUUCAUUCAGCUUCAUUAAGUCUUAUCUCGACUGCAGGAUGAGGUGAGGGGAAUUAUUUUUCGAGGAGUUGAUCGCUGAAAUCCAAGUAAUGUUGGGCUGUUAAAAAAGUUUCUGUAUCUGUGUUCUUGUUGCAAGAGUCUUAUCAAAGCACAAUACCGCCAGUAUGUUGAGGUGAUGUAAAAGACAACGUACUAUUCUUCGUGAUAUAUUGUCAUAUUAUUAAUAUCGUGUUGAUCCGACUGUUUUUCGGUUGUUGUUUUUUCUUUCAUAUAAAACAUAAUCGAUAUUGCCUGAUAAUCCUGUCUCCAUCGUCCAGGUAAUAGGCUGGUCUAUUUAGUUAUCAAAGCAUAAAUAAAAUGUAAAUAUCAUUUUGGAAAUUGUUAUUCUUCUGAGGUUUUACUCUUAUCAGUGAAUUCAGUCUUUAAAGCCUCUAUUUGUCCGUUUGGUCGAGGUGAACGGGGGGAAAAGCGAUGUAUUUGUCAACUCCAGAUACUGUGCAAAUGUUCAUUUUGAAUCACAAGUAGCUCUCAGAAAAUCUGAUUAAGCUUUCUGGGCUUAGGGAUUUUCGCAAUUUUCUCUUAUCAACAUAUUAUCUUGUAUUUUGCUUCACACAACAUUUUUUAGAAUUAAGUCAGCAUUAAGAGUUUAGGGGCAGGAGUCUGGCAUUAAAACAUGUAUUACUUAUCCACUGAAACCAUUCAUUUGUUGCAGUUAAACCACUGCAAGCCACAACAUUGGUGUUUCUGAGCUUCAUACGCUUGAAAUGUAAUUACAGUUUCUGCUGCUCAGUGACAAAAGAAUGGAUGAGAAAUAUCCUGCACAGCCAAAACAAGUUUUACCAAGAUUGUCAGUGAGCCAGCGGCCGCACAUUCUGGACGGCUCCUGGUCCUCUACUGUACUGUACAUCUGCUGCUGCCAGACUUGUAUUAAAGGCAGCUUGGUGAUGCAUGACUGUGUGAAUAUUAGAGUCCAGUUAAACAUGUUCUGCCUUGAAAUCAUGUUUGUUGCUCGGAUGGCUGCACAGUCCGCUGCUACCAGACACUAAGGGUUAUUCUAGGACAGGAAGUUUACUUUUGUCUCAUGAUUCUUUCAUGCUAUCUUUUAGCAGGGAAACCGAGCAUCAACAUUGUUCACCCAAUGUGAGUGUGCAUUCAUUUUUUAUUAUUCAGAGGAGAAACCUCAGCUGGUAUUCACACAUUCACAUCAAGUGCUAAAGCUCCCGGGAACCAGCUCCAACAUCUGAUGAAGAUGUUUCCUGUUUUGAAUGUCUGAAACAGGAUGUUGCCCCCUGACGGUUUUAUUAUAUUCUGUUGUACCUGCCAAGAAGACAAAUUAAUCAAGAAAUAAAAGAUGAUGCUGUUCA